This is a messenger RNA of Closterium sp. NIES-65, 1338 nucleotides long. Lineage: Eukaryota; Viridiplantae; Streptophyta; Zygnematophyceae; Desmidiales; Closteriaceae. The record is from the annotation of a GenBank genome assembly.
AUGCCGCCUCACUCGCUGGCACCUCAUUCUCUCACGUUCCGCACUCCCCCUACUUCGCACGCCCUACUUCGCGUCUACUCCCCGCCGUCGACUCUCUCCUCCCAUCCGCCAUCGCCUCAACGUCCUCUUUCCCCACGCCGUCGCUUCUCCUCUUUCCCCACGCCGUCGCCUCUCCUCUUUCUCCACGCCGUCGCUUUUCCUCUUUCCCCACACCGUUGUCUCUCCUCUUUCCCCCACGCCGUCGCUUCUCCUCUUUCCCCACGCCGUCGCCUCUCCUCUUUCCCCCACGCCGUCGCUUCUCCUCUUUCCCCACGCCGUCGCCUCUCCUCUUUCCCCACGCCGUCGCCCCUCCUCUUUCCCCACGCCGUCGCCUCUCCUCUUUCCCCCACGCCGUCGCCUCUCCUCUUUCCCCCACGCCGUCGCUUCUCCUCUUUCCCCACGCCGUCGCCUCUCCUCUUUCCCCACGCCGUCGCCUCUCCUCUUUCCCCCACGCCGUCGCCUCUCCUCUUUCCCCCACGCCGUCGCCUCUCCUCUUUCCCCACGUCGUCGCCUCUUCUUCCUCUCUUGCCGUCGCCUCUCCCCACUCGAGCAAAUGCCUUCGUUCCCCCGCCGACACGGCAUAUCCCCAUCGAGCAAGCCUCGUCUCCAUCCAUCAUCUUCUUCACCUCGCUCUCCGAGGCUAUAUCAACCUCCAGGUUCCUUUACAGCAGCACUCUUCUUCUCACCAUCGUCCACCCCUCCCAUCACUGUAUCCCUCCUUGCGGUGCCAUGGAGGGAGGCGCAGCAGCAGCAGCAGCAGCGCCGGCGAGCAGCACGACCUUUUCCCUGCCACGCUUCUACGACUACCCUCCCUACUUCACGCUGCAGCCGAUCAAGGCGACGCGAGAGCGGCAGGUGCGGCUGUGGGCGGAGCUGAUCGUGGCGUGGUGCCGCCACCACCGCACGCUGCUCGUGUCCCUCGACCACUUCCCCCUCUUCCACCACCCCGCCAUCCAGCGCAAACUGACGUUCGAAGCACGGCAGGUCUUUCUCGAGGCUCUCGUGGCAGAAGGGCGGGCAGAGUGGACGGAUCGCAGUCGAACGCGGUGCCUCAUCCUGUGGAAGUCCAUCAACGACUGGGCCGACACGCUGCUGCAAUUCGUGCGCGAGAACGGAUUUGGGGAUUCUGUUUUGACACUCGAGGAAAUACGAGCAGGGGAUGACACGAAAGGGACAGAUCUGGAGGGCAUUGAUGAGGAUGUGUUGAGGAGAGCCAUCAGAGUGCUUGAGGGGAGGGGCCUCGCCACGCUCUUCAAGGGCUCCUCCUCCGACGAUGAGGGGGUCAAGUUCUUUGCCUAG